CACUUCUUAAACCUUUGUACACUGGACUGGCGCCCUGGAACAAAUCAAGCUCUGCUUGAUUUGUGGUGUCUGCAGGAGGGGGGACAUUUUGGAUUAUUAUCACCUGAUAAUGAUGCUGCUGCUGUGCUGAUACAGACAGGAGGCAAAGAUAGAAAGACUCCUCUAGUGCGACUGAUUUACCGGCCAGACUGGGGAACUUGAUGGUGGUAGAAAGCUAAACAAAACAGACCCAAGACCAGGCCGAGAUGGAAUUCAGACUGGGAUUUAGGAUCACCCUUGUCUGGUUUGUCCUGGCCUUGACUCUUUCCGGAGAGAGAGUGGAAGCACAGAGGGCAGGUUGUAAAAAUGUCCACUAUGACUUGACAUUUAUCCUUGAUACCUCAUCCAGUGUGGGAAAAGAAAAUUUUGAGAAAAUUAGGCAAUGGGUAGCCAAUCUGGUAGAGUCUUUUGACGUAGCACCUGACAAAACAAGAGUGGCAGUGGUUCGCUACAGUGACACACCGACCACUGAGUUUACCCUGGAUCGAUACAGGACCCUGGAAGAUGUGAAGCAAGCUGCCCGUAACAUGCGCUACCUGGGAGGAAAUACAAUGACUGGGGACGCCAUCAGUUACACCACUAACAACAUCUUCAUGGAGCAGAACGGAGCACGGCCGCCUGCGCGAGGCAUUCAAAAGGUGGCCAUCCUUCUAACAGAUGGCCGAAGUCAGGAUUAUGUUCUGGAACCCUCCAAGGCAGCUGCCAAAGCUGGCAUCCGAAUGUUCGCCGUGGGCAUCGGGGAGGCUCUGAAAGAAGAGCUGGAGGAAAUCGCAGCUGAGCCAAAGAAUGCCCACGUCUUUCACGUGACUGACUUCAACGCCAUUGAUAAAAUCAGGGGCAGACUGAGGAGGAGGCUGUGUGAGAAUGUCCUGUGUCCAAAGAUGAAGGUUCAACCUGAUCGCUUUAAGCCCAACAGCACCAGUUAUGAUCUUGAAGAGGUUCCAGGGUUUGACCUGAUGGAGUACUUCAAUGUGAAAGACAUCCUGGGAACCAGAGUUGAUGAGAGUCAGAGUUCAUAUGUCCGUCUUGGGACGAUGCCGGUAGUCCAGCAAUCAGAGGAUGUGUUUCCUCAGGGCUUGCCAGAUGAAUAUGCCUUUGUGACAACGUUCAAAUUCAGGAAAACCUCAAGACGGGAAGACUGGUACCUCUGGCAGAUUUUUGACAAAUAUGGAAUCCCACAGGUGUCUAUCCGUCUGGACGGUGAGAACAAAGCUGUGGAGUACAACGCAGUUGGGUUGACUAAAGAUGCUGUCAGAGCUGUGUUCAAGAAUCCUGAAGUCGACAACCUCUUUGACCGCAACUGGCACAAGAUCGGUCUCAGUGUGGAGGCCAAGUCUGUCGCCCUGUAUUUGGACUGCAAACACAUCCAGACUCUGCCGAUCGAAGACCGCGAAGACAUAGAUAUUCAGGGGAAAACAGUGAUUGGAAAGAGGCUGUAUGACAGUGUUCCGAUAGACUUUGACCUCCAGAGGAUGAUGAUUUACUGUGAUUCCAAACAUGCAGAGGUGGAAACCUGCUGUGAUCUCCCCACCGGGCCAUGCCCUAAAAAGGUUGUGACAGAGGCACCCCCUGUGCGGAUCCCCACACCAACACCUACUGUUGCAGAGCAAAAAAGAGGUCCUCAAGCAAACUGCUCGUGCCCUGCAGGGGAGAAGGGAAACAUCGGCGCACGUGGUCUUCCAGGUCUAAAGGGUGAGAUUGGCCCUAAAGGUGCUAUCGGACCACAAGGCAUCAAAGGGGAAAGAGGAGAAUCUGGCAAAUUGACCUCUGUCAAAGGUGACAGAGGGGAGAAGGGUGAUAGAGGCACAAUAGGGUUAACAGGUUCUCCUGGACAAAAGGGAGAGAAGGGUAGUGGUGGUGUGCCUGGUAUUGAUGGUCUAACUGGUGACAAAGGGGAUAAAGGUGAAGCAGGCAGGCUUGGUGCUGCAGGGCUACCAGGUCCAGGUGGACAGAAGGGAAUCCAAGGAGAUAUAGGAAUUCCAGGUGCUCCUGGACCAAAGGGUGUCAUUGGUGAUUCUGGUGUGAAAGGAGAAAAAGGAACUCCGGGAGCCGGUGGUCUACCAGGCGUGGACGGAUUACCAGGAAAAUCUGGACUUCCUGGAAAAGAUGGUUUGAGAGGACUGGCUGGAGCACCUGGGCCAAAUGGAAUCAAAGGCAACAAGGGAGAAAGAGGCCCUCCUGGAUUACCUGGGGAUAUGGUACAACAACAAGGCCUGUGGGGUGAACAGGGAGAACCUGGACCUCCUGGGCCACCAGGGACAGAUGGUCGCCCAGGACCUCCUGGUCCUGCUGGUCCACAAGGUCUGCCUGGUGAGCAUGGGGAGCCUGGCCAAAGUGGAAAGAAAGGUGAAAGUGGACUACCGGGAGUGGAUGGCCUUCCUGGACCUCCAGGUCCCCAGGGUCCGCCGGGUCCGCCAGGGGCACCAGGACCAAUGGGACAACCUGGUCUACCUGGUGAACUAGGAUUUCCAGGCAAAGGAGGAGAGCCAGGAAAACCUGGUGUUCCUGGUAAAGAUGGUCUGGAUGGUCUUGCUGGCAUUGAUGGGGCUAUGGGGCCCAGGGGAGAACGGGGAGCAGAUGGACUUCCUGGCAAGACUGGUUCCAAGGGUGACGAAGGGCCUCCUGGACCAAGAGGUCCUCUGGGGGAGAGAGGAGAAGCUGGCGCCCCUGGUCGACCAGGUGCUGAUGGCGCACGAGGAGAAAGAGGGAUUCCGGGAGAAAGAGGAACAGAGGGACCAUUUGGGGCAAAAGGUGAAAGGGGUGACAAGGGUGAAGUUGGACCGAGGGGACUCCCUGGGGUUCCAGGAAAUGUUGCAAAUGUCAUCCCUCAGCCUGGAGAACCAGGGAAGCCUGGAGAGAAGGGAGAAAAGGGGGACCAAGGAAAACCAGGAGAGAUGGGUCCAAGAGGCUUACCUGGUGAACAAGGUUUCCGAGGACAACCAGGAGCACCCGGCCCAAAGGGGGAUACCGGACUCUCAGGGGAGAUCGGUCGUGUAGGGGACCCUGGUCCACCUGGUGCUGCAGGACCUCCUGGGCCACGUGGGAUACCAGGAAGUGUGGGCAUUCCAGGCAUCAUUGGGCCUCCCGGUCCAGCUGGGCAGAGAGGAGAUAAGGGUGACCCAGGUAAACCAGGGCAAUCUGGUCCCCAAGGCCCACCAGGAGAGCCUGGUGUGAUUGGACCUCCUGGACCACCCGGGAAGGGCAAAGAUGGCCAAAACGGAGAGCCAGGACCACCGGGCAAUCAAGGACUACCUGGACUGAAGGGCCCACCGGGGCCACGCGGACAGGCCGGGUUACCUGGGGACAGGGGUUCCCCAGGGGAAGGGAAAGAGGGACCUCCGGGGCCUCCAGGGAAAAAUGGGGAAUCAGGAGCUGUGGGAUCGAGAGGUCCACCAGGAGUUGCAGGUCCUCAGGGCCCAGCAGGGCACAAUGGUUUACCAGGAAGGCCAGGAGAAAAGGGAUCACAAGGAGAGCCCGGAAAAGCAGCAGAUCUCUCCGACUUGAAUCUGAAGGAUAUUUGCUCAGACUGCCCUGCAGGUCCUCCCGGACCACCUGGACUGCCGGGAGUCCCCGGAGAUAAAGGAAACCAGGGACCUCCUGGGAAAAAUGGCCAAGAUGGAUAUUUGGGACCCCCUGGACCAGCCGGACCUCAAGGGCCUCCUGGAGCUGACGGGGCAAAGGGUAUAAAAGGGGAUCAAGGGCCUCCUGGAGGUCCUGGAGACAAAGGAGACAAGGGCCACCCAGGACCCCCUGGCCAUCCAGGUCCUGCAGGAUUAAUGGGCGCUCCUGGUAACGACGGCCAGCCUGGCCAAGUUGGUCCCCCAGGCCCCCCUGGAGAAAAGGGUAAAGAGGGUCUCAAAGGAAUCCAAGGACCACCGGGUCUUCCUGGCAUGAUCGGUCAACCUGGGAAAAUGGGAAAAGAUGGCCGACCAGGUGAACCAGGAGAACUUGGGAAGCAAGGUGAACCUGGACCUCCAGGAAACCCAGGACUCCGAGGACUCCCUGGCUUCAAGGGCCAUAGAGGAGAGCCUGGACCUCCAGGAGAAAAGGGAGAGGAUGGGAAGCCUGGUUCGACAGGACGUGAUGGCAAACCAGGAAAGGAGGGCCCCAAGGGACCUCCUGGCCUAGAAGGACUUCUUGGACCAAGAGGAGAGCCGGGCAAGCCAGGUGAUCCCGGACCAUCUGGGAAAUCCGGACUCCCCGGUACACCAGGUGUUAGGGGAGACAAGGGAGAACCGGGCAACCCUGGAUUGCCAGGCUUCAGUGGGCCCAAGGGACCUGCAGGUCCACCUGGUCCCAUUGGCCCUGAAGGAAAACAGGGAAUGACAGGCCGACCUGGAGAUCGUGGUCUCAGAGGAGAUAAGGGAGACCCUGGUACAAAGGGAGAAAAAGGACAGAAUGGAGAUCCCGGAAUGCCUGGAAAUCCUGGUCCCCCAGGCAGAAAGGGCCACACAGGGAUGAUGGGCAUGUCAGGACCACCAGGUGAAAUUGGACCCCCAGGGCCUCAGGGACCUUCAGGAAAUCCUGGUAUCCCGGGACACAAGGGAGAGUCAGUGUCACUGGAGCAGAUGAGAAGGCUUGUCCAGGAGGAGCUAGCCAAACAAUUAGAUGCCAAAAUGGCUUACCUCAUGGCCCAGAUCCAGCCCGCGCAUGUGAAGAGUACAGCGGGUCGUCCUGGACCUCCAGGCCCUCCAGGUAAAGAUGGCAGCCCAGGACGACAAGGGGCCCCUGGAGAACCAGGUAUGCCUGGACAAAACGGAGGAGAAGGACCUAGAGGACCAAUAGGCCCUAAGGGUGAUAAAGGAGCAAGGGGGGAAAAAGGAGAGCCUGGUGUCGGUGAGAGAGGAGAGCAGGGCCCUACUGGUCCCAUAGGUCCAGCUGGUCUACCAGGAUAUGGCAAAGACGGAAGCCCCGGACAAGCUGGAGCCCAGGGAGAACCAGGAAACCCAGGGCCACACGGGCAACCUGGACCUCCAGGUCCUCCUGGCCAGUGUGACCCCAGCCAAUGUGCCUACUAUGCCAGCCUGGCUCAAAGACCCCACACCAAAAAUGUAAAGGGGAAAUAAGGAGCUGGAGACACAGAGCCAGAAGUAUGGCUAUAUUUAUGAACCUUGUCGAGUCAUAUGGAAUCAAGAACAUUUUUUCCUUCAAAUCAACCUACAGAGGCCUGUAGCAGCAGGUGCUGCUGGUCAGGUUCUUCAUUUUCUGCUAUCAAGCUUGGGUUUGGGGAGUGAAAGGGGGUGGAGCAACAUGGAGCACAUCAAAUCAGGAGCACGUAGGGCAGCUAAAAAUUUUUUUGCUUGCAUACUGUCUGUAACAUAUAUGGGAAGAUAAAACUGAAUUUUUGACACUUAUUUUAAGGUUUUUCUGUCUGCCUUCCAUCAGUUACCCAUCACAGCCCACACUAUGCCACGUCACUUAGCGCUUGCUAAACAUAUCUCUUGCCAUGGGCCUUCCACCAGUCAGAUGGUGUACCCAGACAUGGAAGUUCUUUCUUUUCUGCUGCUGAAGGUGGGAGCAGACAGUAUGAAGCAAACACCAGAAGCAAUUGUGUGUGGGAGGAGAGUCAUGAAAUCCACAUUUUUACACUCCUUAUCUCCAUGCCAGUAACAGUGUUAAGUCGCUUUGUUGUGUAUAGUCUAGGAAGCUCAACAGCUACACAUCCAGCCAUAUUUGCACAGCUUUUACAAAACAAAUAUUUUAAAAGACAAAAACUGAUGGAAAUAAAUGAUUGUGUUAGUUUUUACUUUCCUGGAAGUAUCUGUAGAGCUGUAUAGUAAGCAGAUUUAUAGAGGUGCUUACUUUUCUUAAAAGGUUUCUUUACUCACUUCACUGUCUCUAAAUGUGCCAGCUUGUAUGUGUUUGGGGAAACGUAUUCAGUAUCUCAGUUUGGUGCUUUGGUAAUUUACACACCACACUUCAAAGUUAGAGAGCUGCCUUGUUUUACCCCUUAUUUUACUGACAAACAUCUUUAAAGAAAUACUAAAUACUCUAGACAAUAAGGCUAAUUGUGUGUCAAACCUUUGAAAUUCUGGAAAUGUAGUCUGAGAUUCAAGACUACAGGAGGACUUAAGAAUGUAAAGUUGCAGCUCUGAAACCCCAUAUUUUACAGGAUAUGGCUGUGUUAAAUGGUGAUUUUUCUUGGUGAUAGCAGCAAAAAGUGCUUUUGCACAUUUCUGAAGUGUCAUUCUCAGCUAAAAAUAUGCCACACAUCGGAACAAUAUAUAGAAUCUGAGCAAAUAAAAAAAAAAACACCAUUAGCACUAUACUUAAUCUCUGCAUGAGUUUAACUGGCAGCAUCAACCCCACAAUUAACUGUUCACAAUCUUCCUUCUUUGAAGAUUGGGAGGUUUAGCAGAACAGAAGGUUUUAUAUGACACCACAGAUGUCAAUGCAUCAAAAUAUUCACAAAUUUCUUAGGACUGGAAGUGGCUGAAGUUUAAAUAACACAGAGAAAUGUGAUUUUGCCAGACUGAAUGAUGCAUCUGCAGUUAGGCUGACUGAACUCUCAGCCUCUGAAAUGCUCCCAGGGUGACAUAACAUCUCAUAAAAACCCAGACUUGAGAUUUUGGCUCCGGUUAACUGAAAGCUGAACAAAUUCUGCCACGGCAGGACUAAGCAUGGGCUAAUAUGAAAUUCUCACUGGGAGAUAACCUUGGGUACAAAUUCCAGUUAUUUGAAAACAAAAACCUUUUAAAUUUUUUAUUGGGUGAUGCUUCUUUAGUGUUUAGCCAAUGACUGUCCAUGUUUUUUAUGACAAAAAAAUAUUUUCAAAGAGCACAAUUUGUCUAUCUUGAGAGGAAAGUGUGACAAGUUUCUAUCAGCCAGCUGUCCAGCAGUGCACUACCAUAUUCUAAAAACAACCCGAAAAAAAUCAGAUCACUCUGGUACUUUUUUGGCAACUCAAAUAAAAAACUUCACACCUAAUGAAUGGUAUGAUAGAAAAUAUUCUAUACCUUCAUACCGGUAUAAGCAAGACUGGAUCUGUUCUGAUUUUUCAACUAAGCUUGAAAUUGGUAGGAUUGGUGAACUGAAAUAAAUUGUUUAUAGAUAUUUUAGGCUGGGCAACAUUGGAUCUGUUAAUUAUCUUUUAAACAAUUAAAUGUUCCAAAAUGGAAAUAAAGAGCUAAAUCAUCUGUUAUAACGCAAGACAUCUCUAUCUUACUUCACCAAAAUAAGUUUUUUAAAUUGUCAUUAGGGUGUCAUUACCAGGGUUCACUUGGAUCCUGGUACAAUUUUUCUUUUCCAAAUAAUUAGUAUCAUAAACAAACUACCCACAUCAUAUAAGCGUUAAAGUCAGAUUCUCAUACUUCAGUAUUUUCUCCAAAUAUGGUUUCUUCUGCAAUAAAGGUUAGGUGCUAGCCAAAUGCAAAACUUCAAAACGAAGGCUCAACAAUAAUUGUUGAAAUCUUAGAGGUUUCAUCAAACAUUUAUUCACAGUCAUUUUGUUUUAAGUUUUUUGCAGCAAGUUUAGGAGUUCAGCUAGUUUACAUUAUUAAAAUGGCUUGCUUUAAACCCGUCACUCCGCUUGGCUAAGUUGCAGGUUUAGCUUGGUCAAGCAAACUAUAGUACCAAGAUUUAUUUUUGCCUUUGCAUAGUACAUUUGAUGCUCAGUGACUUGCUCUUUGUGUUAGAUCUUAGCAGCAGUUUUUCUGUUUGUGGUUAACUAUUGAACAGUCAAUAUUAAAACUGUGUGCUUUUCUAGAUGCUUGUUUCAGUUACAGGGUGGGACAAUGGAUACAGCAAUGCCCAAAAGCAAAACCUUAAGUUAUACUGUUAAAUUAUUCAUAAUUUGAACAGAUAUAUAGUGUAUUUGUGUUUUAUUCCAUUACAUUUUCCUAUCUCUUUGCCCAUUUCGCCUUAUAAAUUGGUGCUAAGAUAUUUUGAAACAGUAGCAUAAUGUAAGUAUCAGAGGACAGCUGUACAGUACUGUAUAAUAAAGACUGAAACAACUUCAUUUUGUAA
Girardinichthys multiradiatus is the source of this 8004-nucleotide messenger RNA. RefSeq names its product collagen, type XXII, alpha 1 (gene col22a1). The record is from RefSeq and is a predicted model, not a curated record. The transcript is spliced from 65 exons. NCBI's taxonomy places the organism in Eukaryota, Metazoa, Chordata, Actinopteri, Cyprinodontiformes, Goodeidae. The coding region runs from base 246 to 5105 and encodes 1619 amino acids.